Messenger RNA from Drosophila willistoni, 1647 nucleotides. RefSeq names its product apolipoprotein D. Bases 86 to 724 code for a protein of 212 amino acids. The transcript is spliced from 5 exons. NCBI's taxonomy places the organism in Eukaryota, Metazoa, Arthropoda, Insecta, Diptera, Drosophilidae. The record is from RefSeq and is a predicted model, not a curated record.
UUUCAACGGUUGCUGCGUCAAGCUGUGUUGGCCGUCACCGACAAAUGAAAAGAAUAACGCGAUAAAACAAAAAACUAAAACAAAUAUGUUAAAACAAACAUUUCGCGAUUUUGCGUGCAUUUCGCUUAUAUAUCUAUGCUGUUUAACAUCCAAGGAGACAAAUGCCUAUGGAUUUGGACGUUGCCCCAAAUAUCCAUCGAUGCCAAAGUUCAAUAUGAGUCGGGUUCUCGGUCACUGGUAUGAAGUGGAACGUUCCUUCUAUUUGCCGGAAAUUGCAUCUGGUUGCACAACCUUUGAGUUUCAGCCGUAUAAUAAAGCGGAAUUAUCAAAAUUUAAUAACUUUAAAUUGGAGGUAGCCAUUAAAACAAUAAAUCGCAUAACUGGCAAUCCAAAUGUGAAUCUGGGCUAUGCCACACCCGAGAACAGUCGCUCAUCUAUAAUGGAUUUUAAGUUCAAUACACGUUUCCCGGAGGUUAUAGCCCGACUUUUACCUGGUUCUGGCAAAUAUCAAGUUCUUUAUACGGAUUAUGAAAAUUUCGCCAUAUUAUGGUCAUGCGGCAGCAUUGGUUCUCUGGGUUAUUCGGAUCAAAUUUGGAUAUUGGGUCGUGAGCGUGACUUUGUGGUCGAUAUACGGACAAAGAUCUAUGAUGUACUCAAACGUUUGUCCCUGGAUCCAGAGAGAUUGGUCAUUAGUAAAAACAAAAUGUGUCCCGAAGUGUUAUGAGAAGAAAAUCACUCAAGACACCUCGAUUGACUUUGAGUAUUUUUUUGUCUAUAUAUUUAUGUAUAUUAAGUAAAAUUAUUUUGAAUUUAGGCUGCUGUGAUAUAUAUUUGGAGAGAACUGAUGAUGAAAAAUAUACAAAAAUCAGAAUACAACAACAACAAAAACAAAAAGCAAAAAAGAAUUUGUGAAAAAUUGCAGGUAAACUCGAGCACGACUUGGGGAUCUUUUUUUUUUGUUUCGUUUGUUGAUCCGCGUCAAUAAUGAUUUGCAAUUAUGAUAGUAAUACUAAUUGAUUUGCAAUAAACAAAAUGUCUCCAGAAGAUCUCACUCUUGUUCGGGUUUUUCAAAUUUCAAUCAGUUCAGUUGCAAUUGUCAAGAAAAAAAGGUCUAGAACAAAGCGCAAAAAUGAAAAGUUUCGAAUUAUUUUUGAUUUUAGCCUUUAUCGGUAGUUUUUUAAUUCAGUGUGAAGGACGCGGAGGUGGAGGAGGUGGCGGUGGCCAUGGCGGAGGUGGUGCCGGCCAUGGAGGAGGAUUUGGCGGUGGCCAUGGAGGAGGAUUCGGAGGCGGCAGAGGUGGUUUCGGUGGAGGCGGCAGAGGUGGUUUCGGCGGCGGUGGAAGAGGUCCUCCUGGUCAUGGUUUCGGAGGCGGUGGCUAUCGCGGAGGCUUUGGCUAUGGUGGCUACCGAGGAGGACUUGGCUAUGGCGGCUAUCGAGGAGGUCUGGGCUUUGGUGGCAUACUACCCGUUCCCUUGCCUGUGCCCAUACCAUAUUCUUAUAAUCGUUGCCGUCGUCCAUAUCCUUAUGGAUACUCUUCCUACUAUUACGAUGACUAUGAUUAUUAUUAUUGUUGAAUUGAUAAUGAUUUUUGAUUAUUUAUUAUUAUUAUUGUUAUUAUCAAAUAUAAUACAAAUUACAUUAAACAUAA